AUGUAUCGUUCACGUGCCUUGGCCACGGUGCAGGCCCACGUUCUAUGCCGCCGGAGCCCGGCGCCGGCGAUUGUUCAUGAGCUAACUCCGCCAUACGACGUCGUCAUUAACCAUAGAGCGAUCGAUACGCAGCAAACUGUGGCCUCGCUGCUCUACGAUCACCUUCGUCGCCUGAAUCUACGUCCGUUCUUGUACAGCAAGAACAUGAAACCGGGAGAUAAGUUGCCGGAGAAGAUUGAUCGCGCGAUACUGGGAUGUAAGAUCGGCGUGGCAGUGUUCUCCCCGCGCUACUGCGAAUCACACUUCUGCCUUCGCGAGCUGGCUAUGAUUAUGGAGUCCAGAAAGAAGGUUAUUCCCAUUUUUUGCGAUGUUAAGCCCUCCAAGCUCAGAGUGAUCGACAAUGGAAGCGUCUCGCCGGAGGAGAUGGGUAGGUUUCGGUCGGCUCUUGAAGAGGCCAAGUACACAGUGGGAUUCAAUUUGGACUCCAUUAAAGGGAACUGGUCGGAUGUGGUAACGAACGCGGCUGAUAUUGUGAUAGAUAGCUUGAUGGAGGUGGAGGAGGAAGAGAGAAUAGCGCAACACCAGAAGAGUGGAAUAUUCUCUUCUUUCUGA
Molecule: messenger RNA, 612 nt
Organism: Diospyros lotus (date-plum)
Lineage: Eukaryota; Viridiplantae; Streptophyta; Magnoliopsida; Ericales; Ebenaceae
Product: TIR-only protein-like
Exons: 2
Coding region: 1-612 (203 amino acids)
Biological process (GO): signal transduction
Source: RefSeq, a predicted model, not a curated record